GUCAGUUACAAGUACGAAGAAUAUUCUGGAGACUUUCGUCAGCUCCCAGCUAAGGGAAACUGGCAGCCCACCUUUUUGAGGUGGAUGAAGAUGUGGAAAAGGAUGAAGACACAGCCUGCCUUGGAUCUCAAAAGGGAGGAGUGUCUAAACAUGGCUGGCUCUACAAAGGCAAUAUGAAUAGCGCAAUCAGUGUUACUAUGCGGAGUCUCCAUGCAAUGGAGGGUCAUGUGAUGGUCAACUUUCUGCCCACUAUCCUCAAGCAGCUGUUCUGUGUCUUAACCAGAGCCACACAUGAGGAUGUGGCUGUCAACAUGACCAGGGUAAUGGUUCAUGUUGUAGCCCAGUGUCACGAAGAGGGUCUUGAGCAUUACCUGAGAUCUUAUGCCAAGUUUGUGUUUAAGCCAGAGCCUUAUUCCACCACCAAUGUCAAAACAGUUCAUGAGGAGCUGGCUAAAGCAAUGUCAGCCCUACUCAAGCCAUCCACUGACUUCCUAACUAGCAAAAAGCUGCUGAAGCACUCAUGGUACUUUUUUGAAGCUCUGGUGAAAUCAAUGGCUCAUUACCUUACAGAGAGCAGGAAGGUCAAGCUUUCUCGGAACCAGCAUUUUUCUGCAUCAUUCUACCAUGCAGUGGAGACUCUGGUCAAUAUGCUGAUGCCACACAUCACUCAGAAAUAUAAGGACAACCUGGAUGCAGCUCGCAAUGCCAACCACAGCCUGGCAGUUUUAAUCAAGCUUGGCUGCCCUCGCUGCUUCACCUUCAUGGACAGAGGCUUUGUAUUUAAGCAGAUCAACAACUACAUGAACUGCUUUGUGUCUGGCGACCCCAAGACUUUGUAUGAGUUAAAGUUUGAGUUCCUGCGGGUGGUUUGCAACCAUGAGCAUUAUGUUCCUCUUAAUCUGCCCAUGCCCUUUGGAAAAGGCAGAAUACAGAGAUUUCAAGGUCUCCAGCUGGACUAUUCUCUGACUGAUGACUUCUGUCGAAACCACUUCCUGGUGGGGCUGCUGCUGAGGGAGGUGGGAGGGGCUCUUCAGGAGUUCCAAGAGAUCCGUCAGAUCGCCAUCCAGGUGCUCAAGGGACUGAUGAUCAAACACACAUUUGAUGACCGCUAUUCUGCCAAAAGCCAACAGACCCGACUUGUCACCCUCUAUCUCCCUCUGUUUGGACUGCUUCAGGAAAAUGUUUACAGACUGGACACUAAGAAUGUGAGGGAGAACACUCUGCUGCUGAAUUCCGUGAUGACUCCUCAGAAACCUGGGAGCUGCAUAGAAAAUGCUCUGCACAAAGAUGUGUUUGGGGUCAUCUCUGGGACAGCCUCCCCUCACAGCUCCACUCCAAAUGUUCGCUCAGUUCUCCACACAGGCUCCCUGGUCUCUACCGACUCUGGAAACAGCCUGUUGGACAAGAGCAAUGACAGAACCAACCUGCUCAUGUGCUUUCUGCAUAUCCUCAAGAGCAUGUCAGAGAAGGCCCUUUUUGCUUACUGGAACAAAGCAACUUCCUCAGAACUAAUGGACUUCUUUACCUUAAUAGAAAUCUGCCUUCAUCAGUUCAGAUACAUGGGGAAGAGAUUCAUCACCAGAAACCAGGAGGGGACAGGGCCUGUAUUUCCAGAGAAGAAGUCCCUGACUCUACCUGUGUCUUGUAACAGGGCAGGGCUCCUGCAUGCUCGCUUGCAGCAAAUGGGAACUAUGGAGAAUGCUCACACUUUCAACAACAUGUACUCUCAUACGGAAGCAGAUGUGAGCAGUCAGUGCCUGCUGGAGGCCAAUGUGUCUACAGAGGUCUGUCUGACUGUGCUGGACACACUCAGCAUCUUCAUCAUGGGCUUCAAGACCCAGCUGAACUCUGACCUGGGUCACAACCCCCUGAUGAAGAAAGUUGUCCAGGUGCAUCUGUGCUUCCUGCAGAUCCCUCAGUCUCAAACUGCCCUGCAUCAUUGUCUAUCCUGUGUCUCUCCAUGCGUCCUCCAGUUCCCCUGCACCUUCUUUGACGGCCGGGCCGACAUGUGUGCCUCUCUGUGCUAUGAAAUCCUUAAGUGCUGUAACUCCAAGCUGAGCUUCAUUCGCAGUGAUGCUGCCCAUCUUCUCUACUUCCUCAUGAAGAGUAACUUUGACUAUACGGGUCGCAAGUCUUUUGUACGAACGCACCUGCAGGUGGUAAUUGCUGUCAGUCAGCUGAUUGCUGAUGUCAUCGGCAUCGGGGGAACACGUUUCCAGCAGUCUCUCUCAGUCAUCAACAAUUGUGCCAACAGUGACAAGAACAUCAAACACACAGCAUUUUCUUCAGAUGUGAAGGACCUGACAAAGCGCAUCAGAACCGUGCUGAUGGUCACAGAGCAGAUGAAGGAGCAUGAGAACGACCCAGAGAUGCUAGUAGACCUCCAGUACAGUUUAGCCAAGUCCUACACCAGCACACCCGAACUCCGCAAGACCUGGCUAGACAGCAUGGCAUGCAUCCACAUCAAGUCAAGAGAUCUAUCAGAGGCGGCCAUGUGUUACGUGCAUGUUGCUGCUCUGGUGGCUGAGUACCUGUGGAGGAAAGGUAUGUUCAGGCAGGGCUGCUCAGUUUUCCGUGUCAUCACUCCAAACACUGAUGAGGAGGCGGCUAUGAUGGAGGAUGUGGGGAUGCAGGAUGUUCACUUCAAUGAGGAGGUGCUGAUGGAGCUGUUGGAAGAGUGUGCUGAUGGCCUCUGGAAGGCGGAGCGUUACGAGCUCAUCGCUGAUGUGUACAGGCUCAUCAUUCCCAUCUAUGAACAGCGCAGAGACUUUGAGAAACUGACUCACCUUUAUGGCACCCUCCACCGUGCCUAUACUAAAGUCAUGGAGGUGAUGCACACUGGCAAGAGGCUGCUGGGCACAUACUUCAAAGUGGCCUUCUUUGGACAGGGCUUCUUUGAGGAUGAGGAUGGAAAUGAAUACAUCUACAAACAGCCAAAAUUCACUCCGCUGUCCGAGAUUUCCCAGAGGCUCCUGAAGCUCUACUCUGACAAAUUUGGCCAGGAGAAUGUCAAGAUCAUCCAGGACUCUGGCAGGGUGAAUCCAAAGGACCUAGACUGCAAGCACGCCUACAUCCAGGUGACCCACGUCACACCCUACCUAGAAGACAAGGAGCUUGAGGAGAGGAAGACGGACUUUGAGAAGAGCCACAACAUCCGGCGCUUUGUGUUUGAGAUGCCAUUCACAGUGUUGGGCGAAACGGGGAGGAGUGGAGGGGGAGUGGAGGAGCAGUGUAAACGACGGACUGUUCUCACCACCACACACUGUUUCCCGUAUGUGAAGAAGAGCAUAGCAGUCAUGUACCAACACCAGACUAACCUGAGCCCCAUAGAGGUGGCCAUCGAUGAGAUGAGCACCAAGGUGGCUGAACUGCAACUACUGUGCUCGGCCUCUGAGGUGGACAUAAUCUGCCUGCAGCUCAAACUGCAAGGCAGCGUCAGUGUUCGGGUAAAUGCCGGCCCUCUUGCUUAUGCCAGAGCCUUCUUAGAUGACAGCAGUGCCAAGAAAUAUCCCGACAACAAGGUCAAACAGCUCAAAGAGGUUUUCAGGCAGUUUGUGGACACCUGUGGUCAAGCGCUGGGAGUGAACGAGCGACUGAUCAAAGAAGACCAGCAGGAGUAUCAUGAUGAGAUGAAGGCCAACUACAGGGACCUGAGCAGGGAGCUGUCCAGCAUCAUGCGUGAACAGAUAAAUCCAGUGGAUGAUGGCAGAAGGAGCACCCCGUCUGACUCUGUGGGCAUCUUCAGCACCAUCAAUGGCACACCAAGCAGUGCCAUCCCUCAUGGCUCAACCACCAUACUCUGA
Molecule: messenger RNA, 3803 nt
Organism: Monopterus albus (swamp eel)
Lineage: Eukaryota; Metazoa; Chordata; Actinopteri; Synbranchiformes; Synbranchidae
Product: dedicator of cytokinesis protein 9-like
Biological process (GO): positive regulation of GTPase activity; small GTPase-mediated signal transduction
Molecular function (GO): guanyl-nucleotide exchange factor activity
Source: RefSeq, a predicted model, not a curated record